AUGCAGAACAGGACUGGACUGAUUCUGUGCUCCCUCUCCCUCCUCACAGGCUUCCUGAUGAUUUGCUUGGGUGGCUUUUUCAUCUCCAACUCCAUCUUCCACUCCCAGAAGAAUCUGGCCGUGGCCUAUGUGCUUCUGCCUAUGGGGUUUGUGAUCCUUCUGAGUGGAAUUUUCUGGGGCACCUACCGCCAAGCAAAUGAAAACAAAGGGAUGUUCAACCAUGUGCUCAGACAGCACCUUGCGUCCCAGGACCUGCCCCUGGCCACUGUAGACAGGCCCGACUUUUACCCCCCAGCUUAUGACGACAGCCUGGAUGUUGAGAAAGAGGCCUGCCCUGCAGGCAGAGGGCUCCUAGGAUUCCCUCCUCCUCUGUAUACAGAGACAAGCCUUGAACUUGAAGACGAAAAUGACCCACAACCAGAGGACCCUCCACCCUAUCAGGAGAUCAUAGCAGAUGCAGUGGCUACAGCGAAGGCACAGGAUGCUGAGGAGCCAAGCACAGUGCUAAAUGAAGGAACUGCUCUCCAGCACUCAGAACUCCCCAGCUGCUGA
This is a messenger RNA of Grammomys surdaster, 552 nucleotides long. RefSeq names its product transmembrane protein 252 (gene Tmem252). The coding region runs from base 1 to 552 and encodes 183 amino acids. The record is from RefSeq and is a predicted model, not a curated record. The transcript is spliced from 2 exons. NCBI's taxonomy places the organism in Eukaryota, Metazoa, Chordata, Mammalia, Rodentia, Muridae.